AUGCUGCAGCCACCCCAUAGAGUUCCAGGAAGCUUCACCCGCGAAGCCUCCGGCGUGGUCAAGGCAAUGUUUGUGUUUAACAACGUCACGUACGAGUUCGUCGCAACACUCGCCGCCACCCUGGAUCCCUUCACCACGAACAACGUCAACCUCACGUUCAGCGGGGAUGUCGAUGACUUGGUAGGAUAUCACCACAUCACGGGCUACAUCGGGGACAAGACCUUCUCAGUCGACAUCAAAGACGACUAUAAGAACACAAAGAUCACCGGCGACAUCAAUCCUCUAUUCUACACCUCCCGUGUGCAAGUUUCCGGUUUCGGAGUCUGGGCGCGGGUCAAGACCUAG
This is a messenger RNA of Purpureocillium lilacinum, 345 nucleotides long. RefSeq lists its product as uncharacterized. The record is from RefSeq and is a predicted model, not a curated record. NCBI's taxonomy places the organism in Eukaryota, Fungi, Ascomycota, Sordariomycetes, Hypocreales, Ophiocordycipitaceae.